Molecule: messenger RNA, 1311 nt
Organism: Pelmatolapia mariae (spotted tilapia)
Lineage: Eukaryota; Metazoa; Chordata; Actinopteri; Cichliformes; Cichlidae
Exons: 3
Coding region: 199-942 (247 amino acids)
Source: RefSeq, a predicted model, not a curated record
AAUACUUUUAGACAGGCCUGGGUUUUUUGGCCUGUCAUUUUUAAGCGGGAACCUCAGAAAGGUAUUUUUGAGUUUUGUUUGACAUCAGAAAGCAAAGAGACUGCACAAAAUCUACAGGUGUUACCAUAUUAUAAAACCCUUGGUUGUAACAGAAAUGUAUUAAUUUCUUAAUAUUUUUUGUGUUGCCUUUUUUUCAGAAUGGCUUUAAUGAAGCUUCUAAAUACCCGCCCUGACACGCCAUAUUUCCGGCCACCUCCACUGCACUUCAGAGUGUUAAGAUCAUGCGACCAGCUGAGGGUCACUAGCUGGGACUUCACAGAUGGGACAGCUAAACCCCUGAUAACCAAAAAGAACAAAGUGGCAGCCAUCACAGAUAGCCAGACUGUGACCAAGGUCACGAUAUUUGAGGAGUUUGCCUCUAAAAUCCAGCAGGGGGGGUGUUAUAUAAUGAGAGGGUAUGAACUCAGGGGCACGGCCCCACCAUACAAUAUAAAUAUAACUGCACGAACACAAUUUUUUAGGGCACCCACCCUAACUGUUAUUGAAGAUCGUUUCACAGAAGCAGAGCAUCUUCUGCAUCCUCCUGCUCCACUCACACCUCUGAAGAUGAGCUCCACAAAUGGCGGGCUCAUCACAGUCCAAGGGGAGGUGGUGGAGUUUUCUGCAGUAAAGGACGUACUGUCAGGAAAACAGCACGUUCCCUUGCGAAAUCUCCAGCUAAAGGAGACAAAAGUAGAGGACAGAGCGGAGGUCCUCAUCAUUGGUGUGGCUACGAGUGACAAGCCGAACCAGCUUGAGGUGCUUUUGGAUGAUGGGCAGAGCCUCUUCAUCGACAGUGAGCUCUGGAAACCAUUUGAUAAUGAACUUGAGGAGGCAGCGGUCAGGGUAAAAGUUCAAAUUAAGGGGAAGCAAAUUAUGCAGAUUAAAAAAGAAUCACUGUGAAUAAUUAAAAAAAUGUACAGUUCCUUUGUUUGUUACUUGUUUGUUUGUUCAAAAAUAUAAAAUGUUAUAUUUUAUAAAUUAAAAACAAUGAAGUUCAUUUUUUCUAUGUAUUUAUAAUUUUUAAUCACACAUUGUUAAAUACUUAAGUGACAGCAACAUAAAUGAAAAGUUUGCCAGUUUACAAAUUCUAGUUGGUGUCCAUUAUGCCCAAUUCAGGGUAAUUUUGCCAGUUUCCAUUGUAUCUGUUUUUAUUUUUAUUAUAAAGUAUAAGAUGAAGACCUUUGUGUAAAUUUAUAUACACAGGUAUAUAAAAUAAUUAUUCUGUUUGUUUUUUAUUAUCAAGUAGAGACUGUUCAUUAGAAUCUAGCC